UCCUCAAGCAAUUGCAAUGGCGAGAGAAAGAGAUGUGGACCGAGUAAAGUCUCGCAUGAAAGUAGUUUUAUUCUUCAUCCCAUUUUAUAUUCAGUUCCUCACCUCUAACAUUCCCUCAAAUCCAUCGCUACAGAAGCUCUGCAGUCUGAAUUACACCAAACAAUAUCAAUCUCUCACCACUGACCAUUUCCUUCAUUCAUUCACUUUCGUUUUAAUUCUCUUGAUAGCUUCGAGAUUCUGGUUUCUCCGAGAGAAUCCGAUUUGGGUUUCGUUGUAUUUAGCACUUGAUUCAGAAAACAUGAAGUGUGGUCAGAAAAAAGGGCAUGUGGGUGAAAUAUUGAAGUGAACUGAGGAAUGUGGAAACGUUCUAUGCAAUGGCUGAUUGUGUGUGUUUAUUCAGAAAUUGAAAGAAAUUGAGAGGGGUUUUUCUUUUUCUUGUUUUGAGUUCGAGAUAGGUUUACUGAUCCUACAGGAAUUAUGGCUGGUAGCAGUGAAGAAGAUGUGGUUUAUGUGGCUGUGGGAAAUGAUAUAAAGGCGUGUAAAUUGAAUUUGGUCUAUGCUAUAAAGCAAUCAGGUGGGAGGAAGAUUUGUAUCCUUCAUGUUCAUGAGCCAGCAAAGUUGAUUCCAAUCUUGGGAACAAAAUUUUUGGCAAGUUCUAUGAAAGAAGAGAAAGUAAAUGCAUAUCGCGAACUUGAGAGGCAGGAUGCAAAUAAGAUUCUUGAUGGAUUCCUUCUCCUCUGUCACCAGGCUGGGGCUCGGGCAGAGAAACUUUAUUUUGAAUCUGACAAAAUUAAGAAGGGAAUUGUGGAGCUUGUCUCCCUUCAUGGAAUUAGAAGGCUUAUUAUGGGUGCAGCAGCGGACAAGUAUCACUCAAGAAAAAUGACAAAAAUCAGGUCGAGGAAAGCUAUGUAUGUUCACCUGAAUGCACCAGCUUUCUGUCAAAUUCAAUUUGUUUGCAACGGGCAGCUAAUUCGCAUUAGGGAAGCUUGUCCACAAGAACCUCAUGCAGAUAUCUCACUGCCAUCACCUCAGUCACAGAACAUCAACGGGGCAAGUUGGAGACCAGUGCAGUCUGGCCAAUUUAAUGGGAGAAUAAUAGACAGUCCAUCAAUUGGCAUGGAAAGGCUUACAAUUUCAGAUGCCAUUUUGAAUACUAGUGGGACUUGGAGCGCUUUUGAGCAUUCAUAUUCAACAAGUCCAUCCAGUGGGUGUAUGGAUGUUGCAUCUUCAAGGACUGAGGAAGAUGAGUUUGAACUAGGAUUAGAUUCUCCUCGUCAGUUGACUAAUUUUGCUCCCAACUCAUCUCCUCCACAUUUGUUGGGAUUCCAGCAAGAUGGAAGUGCUGAUGAUAGUCUUUAUAUUCAACUUGAAAAGGCGAUAACCGAUGCAGCAAAUGCCAGGCGAGAAGCCUUUAGAGAGGCAUUGAAGCGAGCAAAAGCUGAAAUAGAACUUGGCCAUGCUAUUCGCAGGGCUAAAGUUGCUGAAGCCUUGUAUGCUGAAGAGUUCAGAGGAAGGAAGGAAACUGAAGAAGCACGGUCAAAAGAAAGAGAAGAACUUGACGAUGUGAAGAACCAAGUAAAUGAAAUGACGAAGGAGCUCCAAAUUGCUCGAAACAAGGGAUUAAAAUUAGAAAACCAAAUUGCAGAAUCUGAUGAGAUGGUGAAGGAGUUAGAGCAGAAGAUUCUCUCAGCCAUAGAACUGCUGCAUAAUUACAAAAAUGAUCGAGAUGAGUUGCUGAAGCAACGAGAUGAAGCACUCAAAGAAUUGAAUGACAUAAGGACGAGACAAGUAGAGGCCAGAAUUCAACAUAGUGCUCAUGAGUUCUCAUUCUCAGAAAUUGCAGAAGCGACUCGGAAAUUCGAUCCCUCCCUUAAGAUUGUAGAGGGUACAAAUGGAAGCAUGUAUAAAGGUCUGCUGUAUAACACUGAGGUUUCCAUUAAAAUGCUCUGUUCUCAUAACUUGCAGAAUCCAGAAGACGAGUUUCAACGUGAGGUUGAUGUAUUGAGUAAGCUGAGACAUCCCAAUAUUGCCACACUCAUUGGAGUCUGUCCGGAGGCUUGUAUUCUUGUCUAUGACUAUUUUCCUAAUGGAAAUUUAGAAGAUAGGCUAGCUUGCAAGGACAAUUCCUCUCCAUUAUCAUGGAAAACUCGGAUACGUAUCGCUACAGAGUUAUGCUCGGCUCUUAUAUUUAUUCAUUCGAAUAAAGUUUGCAAGAUCAUUCAUGGUGACAUGAAGCCUUCAAAUGUACUAUUAGAUGCAAAUUACGUUCCUAAACUUGCCGGAUUUGGAACUUGUCAUUUUUUGCCUCAUGAUGAAAAGUCAAGUUACAAUGAGGAUUUAUCUGCCGGAUAUGAUGCGAAAGGCAAUCAUGAAUUCCCUCUCACAACAGAAUUAGAUGUUUUUUCAUUUGGCAUGAUAUUGUUAAGUUUGUUAACUGGACAAUCAUACUUGAGAUUGAAAGAAGAUGUCCAGUUCAUCAUAAACAUAAAGAAACGAAAAUUGAAAGAUGUUUUGGAUCCACGAGCAGGGGACUGGCCAUUCGUGCAGGCUGAACAGUUGGCCCAGUUGGCAUUGAGGUGUUGCAAUACAAAUAGUAUGUACAGGCCAGACCUUGUAUCUGAUGUGUGGAGAGUACUUGAGCCAAUGAGGGCUUCUUGUGGAGGUUCACAAUCAGUAUGCCUAAGCUUUGGAGACCAGCAAGUGCAACCUCCUCCUUAUUUCAUAUGUCCUAUUUUUCAGGAAGUCAUGGAGGAUCCUCACGUAGCAGCCGACGGGUUUACUUACGAGGCAGAGGCUUUGAGAGGAUGGUUAGACAGUGGACACGACACUUCACCGAUGACGAACCUAAGGCUUGAUCACCAAAACCUCGUCCCUAACCGUGCUCUUCGUUCUGUAAUUCAAGAAUGGUUGCAACAGCACCAGUAAGUCCAUUGAUUCAGUUUGGUGUUAUGUUUCUGUUUUCAUAUAGUUAAUAAUGUUUGCCAUUCCAAGAGUAGGGGAAAAGAGAAGGAAAAGAUAGAAAGAGAGGUAGAUGAAAAGGGAAACAAUAGAAGUGUAAAGAUGCAUAUAAGAUAUAGAAAAAGAAAUGAGCUAUGUGAAUAAUGUGUUUCUUUUUUGUUUGUGGUGGGUUCCUAAAGUUUGGAGAAUGAAUCUGCUAUCAUCCUUUACUGUUGGGUAGCAGUGAUAUAGAAAAUGAUGUGCAUUCAAUUCCAUCCCAGUGUACAUGAAAGUGUGAAUACGUCUGUUUCUUAUAUUUGAUUUGAUUUGAUUAUUUAACAGACACCAGUCCAAGCAAGUUGUCCAUUAGACAAGAUGCUAUUUUGCAAAAUUCCUUUCACCUUCCAAUGAGAUGAAAUCAAUUAUUUCAUGUUGGCUUUAUCAUUUGAUUACUUAUAUUUAUACUUCGAAUUUGUGCAAGCCAACUAUAUCAUUUUGGAUUGGGUUAGUUUUUAAUCUUCAUGUCACGUUUCAGUUUUAUCUCUUGUAUUCUAUAAGAGGGUGUUUGGGGCGUUGAAUUGAGUUUUAAAGUCUGAAAUUAGGAAGUUUGUGUUUGGUAUGCAUAGUUGUUUAGUCUAUAGUUA
Molecule: messenger RNA, 3581 nt
Organism: Benincasa hispida (wax gourd)
Lineage: Eukaryota; Viridiplantae; Streptophyta; Magnoliopsida; Cucurbitales; Cucurbitaceae
Product: U-box domain-containing protein 33-like
Biological process (GO): protein phosphorylation; protein ubiquitination
Molecular function (GO): protein kinase activity; ubiquitin-protein transferase activity; ATP binding
Source: RefSeq, a predicted model, not a curated record